CGGCGCCGCCCGCCCCCCCGCGCUGCCCGGCCGGUCCUUCCCGGCGACGGCUCCGCAACCCCGCGGGCCGGUCCCGGGCAUGCGGCGGCAGGACCCGCGGCGAGACUCCCCGCAGCGCGGCGGCUGCCUGCCCCGGGGGGCCGGGCGGCGCUGUCCCGGCGCGGGGGGGCUCUGACCAUGCGGGGCGGGCGCUGCUGGCUGCUGCUGGCGGCGCUGGGCUGGCUGCUGCCGGCGGGGGCCGCGGCCAGCGGCGAGUACUGCCACGGCUGGCUGGACGGACAGGGCGGCUGGCGGGACGGCUUCCAGUGCCCCGAGCGCUUCGACGGCGGCGACGCCACCAUCUGCUGCGGCAGCUGCGCCCUCCGCUACUGCUGCUCCAGCGCCGAGGCGCGCCUGGACCAGGGAGCCUGCGACAACGACCGGCGGCAGGGCGGCGGCGAGCCGGGCCGGCCCGGCAAGGACGGCCCCGACGGCGCGGCAGUGCCCAUCUACGUGCCGUUCCUUAUUGUUGGAUCUGUAUUUGUCGCCUUCAUCAUCCUGGGGUCACUGGUGGCCGCUUGCUGCUGCAGGUGCCUGCGGCCCAAGCAGGAGCCCCAGCAGAGCCGAGCCCCUGGGGGCACCCGCCUGAUGGAGACGAUCCCUAUGAUCCCAAGUGCCAGCACAUCCCGGGGCUCCUCCUCCCGCCAGUCGAGCACGGCUGCCAGCUCCAGCUCCAGCGCCAACUCGGGGGCCAGAGCACCCCCGACCAGGUCCCAGACCAACUGCUGCUUGCCGGAAGGGACCAUGAAUAACGUCUACGUCAACAUGCCAACGAACUUCUCGGUGCUGAACUGCCAGCAGGCGACCCAGAUCGUGCCGCACCAGGGGCAGUACCUGCACCCCCCGUACGUGGGCUACGCUGUGCAGCACGACUCGAUGCCGCUGACCCCGGUGCCCCCGUUCCUCGACGGUCUGCAGAGCGGCUACCGGCAGAUCCAGUCUCCCUACCCGCACACCAACAGCGAGCAGAAGAUGUACCCAGCUGUGACUGUGUAGCGCUGACGCCUUCCUCCCCCUCCCACCUGACAGGUUUUAAUAUCUAAACUGAACGGAGGAGAAAUACUUCCUCGGAACGAAGCUCCCAGAACAUCACUUGUAAAUAAUUUUGCAAGGCUCAUGCAUGUCAGACAGUGUUUAUAAACCAUUUAUUUUUCAUCGGGGUCUGUUGCCAGAAACUGUAGGAUGAUAUCUUUGAAUUAACAUUGCCAGAUACGCUCUCAUUCCAGCGCAUGAUUUACAGCGGCGAAGGAUUAUGCUGAAAAUGCAUAUGCAUUUCAGAUCACUGUACUUGCGAGAUAAAUGCCGGAGCCAUUAAGUGCCCUUCAGGUAUGACAUGGUCAGAAGUAUUUGCCUAAUUAAUUCGUAGAAAGAGUUUUGUUACACUGUACAAGACCGCAGUACUUAGGAAACCUCUUUCCUCCUCUCCCAGCUGCUUAGUGACAUUUCCCUUUGCUUUCCAGACAAUCACGACGGAGAGCCGAACGGUGCAAUCCCUGCCUGCUGGGUGCCGGUACCGGCCCCCGUGUUUUCUUAUGUGCCCCCGGUUUGGGGUGCAAUGCCACAAAAGGCUUAGUCUUGCAAAGACCGAUUUUCUUUGUCUCAGAUAUUUAUGUAGAAAUCAGAAGAGUGUGAAUUAUUCAGCUCUUCCUUCCAGUGCACUUGAAACCCUUCUUGAUUUGGUUUUGCCUCAAGAUCAGGACCCAGUAGUGCUUUGCACAGACUUUGUUUAUCUUUGUGAACUUUUUACUAAAAACAGGGUACGAGGUGUUUGCUCUUCCUGACGCUCAGCAGAGCGUUUGGUACAGCUGGCAGCAUCUGAGCUGAAAACGCCUUUGCAGAGAAAGGUCGGACUGUGACUCCAAAUACGCCUGAUUUAACCUCACUUCCCAUGAAACAGUAAACUCGUGUGACUGUGCAGGAAGUUGUCAGACCCAAACCCUGCUUGUGAUUGAGUCUGACUGUAGGAAAACGGGCUUUGUUGCCCCGCCAGCCCACCCCGAGUCCCCAGCCCUGCUCCCCGGGGGUUCACACAAGCCACCCCAGCCUGGGCAGAGAGGGACUGGCGGAGGUUCGAAACCCAUCCCUGUUUCUUCUUUACUUAUGGGACAGAGGAGUAGGAAGGCACAGCUGUGUUUUAAAACAAGGUAAAAGGCCCAACCAAAGGAUGAAGGUGCUUGUGGCUCGCAGUGAUGCCGCAGGGGUCAGGGAGGAGUGUGGUACUGGGGGGACACUCUUUGCACUGGAGCUGCUGGCUCCGUCCAGCUUGGCUUCGUCUGGGGAAAAAUACCGCAACAGCGCACCAGGAGUAAUCAGACUGUGCUAACUGUGAUAUGUCACCCUGGAUGCAACAAACUGAACUGUUUAAGGCUGGUUUUGUCUCUUAAAAAAUGUGGUCUCUACAUUUCUAUCCAGUUACUCUUCAGCCAAAAUACCGCAACAGAGGAUGGGGCGGGGGGGGUGGGGGGCAAAACCGGGCAGUUGCAGUAAACAGAGCAGAUAAAAGGUUUCUUAUUGUCUGAUACUGUAUCAGUAUGUAGCAAUAACUGUGAUACUACUAUUUUUUUGUAUGUCUGUUUUUAAAUUACACAUACAUGCAGGAGCAUUGCCAAAUGCAAUGGUUUACUUGUAAACAUGCCACACACAAGUAGUUGGCAGUGGGCAGAAAUGCUUUGGCCACUGACACAUGAAAGUGAAUAGGACUUUAUCCCAGCUCUGCUGUUCUGGCUGCCAUCACCCCAUCCAGCACGUAGGACCUGGGCAGACAGGUUGGCUGAUGAGACCAGGCUGGGCAGCUUUGGCAAGGCAGGGACCGGCUGCGGGCAGCACUGCGCGCUGCUCGGCCCUCGUCUGCUCUGCCUCUCAGGGCAGCUGGGUGCUCCCGGGCUUUGAAGGACCCAACAUACACACGGGUCUCAUGGAAAAUUAGGUUCCUACCUUCCCAAGUUCUGUCUGAGGCAAACAAAGCAGCUCAGGCACUCUGACCUUGCAAAGCUGGGUUUGCAUCUGGUGCGGGGGCUCGCGUGCCUUUGGCUGCUGGUGGCUUUGGCAGGAGCUGGAGGUGCUUGGGCCCAGGUGAGACCCAGCCGGUGGCCAGGAGACGAGCCCAUCCCACCUUCAGUGUUGUUCCCAACUGUGAACCCCGUCAGCACUCGCCUCCCACUGUCAGGGCGCUGCCUGCCUUGCACAUGCCCUGGCCAGGACACCCCCGCUGACCUUUGACAUUCAGGUGAACCUCUUUGUACAUUGUUUACUUGUUUUUUUAAAAAAAAGCGUAAGUUAAAUUUAAGUCUGUAGAAAUUAAUUUACAACUGAAAGCAGAGAAACCUGAGUUGUAAUAAAAGGACGUUUGUGAGAUGUGGUGGGUGGUUGUUUUUUUUUGUCAUGUACAGUAAUGUAAGCCCAAUAUUACCAUUCGAUAUAGCUUUUAAAUCUUUGAAAGGGCACUUGCUUUAAAGUGUUUCAUACAAAUGAAGAAAAAAAAGCCCCCUUUGUUUCUUAAUAAACACUUUAUGGUGUGA
Molecule: messenger RNA, 3557 nt
Organism: Columba livia (rock pigeon)
Lineage: Eukaryota; Metazoa; Chordata; Aves; Columbiformes; Columbidae
Gene: SHISA2
Product: shisa family member 2
Exons: 2
Coding region: 178-1035 (285 amino acids)
Source: RefSeq, a predicted model, not a curated record